Babjeviella inositovora NRRL Y-12698 is the source of this 3508-nucleotide messenger RNA. RefSeq names its product serine/threonine protein kinase (gene PKH2). Lineage: Eukaryota; Fungi; Ascomycota; Pichiomycetes; Serinales. Gene Ontology annotation, molecular function: ATP binding; protein serine/threonine kinase activity. The record is from RefSeq and is a predicted model, not a curated record. Gene Ontology annotation, biological process: peptidyl-serine phosphorylation; intracellular signal transduction. The transcript has a single exon. Bases 109 to 3087 code for a protein of 992 amino acids.
UUUUGCCAGGGCCCUACGACUAUUUCAGAGUUUCUACGCAUCUCUAUCUUCACCGCCAGAUUGACACUGAUCCAUUGACACUACAGCUGCUCUUUUCCACCACAAAUCAUGUCAUAUCCCGCGCCGUCGAUGUUGAACGAAAAUAGCUCGGACGACUCCCUCGGAAUCGUCUUUGACAGCUACGGAAACGUCGCCUACAGUAAGGAGCUACUCGUAGACGACCUUGAGCUGCUUCCAGACCCGCCUCUGAGCCCCGUGCCCGAACGACUCCAUAUUUCCUCGCGGUUGUCGUCGAUGGGCUCGGCGGACCACCUCGUACAAACGUUGCCAUCGACGCCGACGCAGCGGUCGCCGCGCCCGCCCUAUAAAGCCGCCUCAAGCCUGCAUUUGAACGAAAACGAGCCGUUGGAGUCGUCUGACGAAUGGGUUAACAGGGGUGCGGCCGAGGCUACCCGAAUCCAGGACGGCACCGCCUCGACCAUCCGCCGCACGGUCAAGGACUUUGCGUUCGGCGACUCGCUUGGCGAGGGCUCGUACUCUACAGUGGUGCUCGCAACCGAUAAGCACAGCCAGAAGAAGUAUGCGGUAAAAACUCUCGACAAGCGUCACAUCAUCAAAGAAAAGAAGGUCAAGUACGUGAAUAUCGAGAAGAACGCGUUGAAUCGCUUGGGGCAGCGCGACGGGAUUGUCCAUCUCUUUUUCACCUUCCAGGACGAACAGUCGUUGUACUUCGUGUUGGAAUAUGCGCCGCACGGAGAGCUCCUCGGAUUGGUCAAGAAGUACGGUUCGCUCAAUGAGGAUGUUGUGCGCCACUUCGGCGCUCAGAUGGUGGACGCAAUCAAGUAUAUGCACGACCAGGGAAUAGUCCACCGCGAUAUCAAGCCGGAGAAUAUCUUGCUCGACGACCGGAUGCGCAUCACCAUCACAGACUUUGGGACCGCCAAGAUGCUCGAAAGGGAGGGGGCAAAGUACCCCGCCGAUUGCAAAGCCACGUCGUUCGUGGGUACCGCGGAAUAUGUUUCCCCCGAGUUGUUGAACGACAAAUACACAGGCAAGUCCGCCGACUUGUGGGCGUUCGCGUGUAUCGUCUUCCAGAUGAUCGCGGGGAAGCCGCCGUUCAAGGCCACCAACGAGUACCUCACGUUUCAAAAGAUCAUGAAGUUGCAAUACGCAUUCACCGCCGGGUUUCCGUUGGUUGUCAGGGACUUGGUCAAGAAUCUCCUCAGACUCAAGCCUCAGGACCGCUUGACCGUCCGCGGCAUCCAGAACCACUACUUCUUCGCCGAUAUCGACUGGAAGGACCACGACGCGGUGUGGAAUCGGCCAGUACCGGAGCUAGGCCCGUACAAGGUCAAUCCCAAAUCCAUGAUGCCCAUCCCUGAGUUGAGCAAGCCGAAACCACGGGUUUAUACCCGGAAAUCCGCCUCCACCACCCCGAGAAUAGCUAGCGGUGAGUUUGAGGACCGUCCUACCACUAGUCGGGCCCCUUCCGCUCCGCUGGUGGUAGAAGAGCGCUCUGGUUCGCCUAAAAUCGGGACUGCCAGCUCUUCCAAGCUGGGGGCUGGGGGCUCUCCCGGCCUUGUGGCUGCUCCUUUGGCAACAGGUGCCGCUGCCGCGGCGUCUGUCGCGUUGUCGCGCAAGCCAGCCGAUAUCAUUGCCAAAAUGCCCAAUAAAACUCUGUCGGACAAGCUCAAUGAAAAGCCACUGGCGUCAAGACAGGGGCUGUACCGCUCCAAACUGGAAUACAUCCCCGGCACCAACAUCCUCCGUCCGCAGGCGAUGCAGAUCAAGCAUCCGUCGGCACGCCGCAGCACAAGCAACAGGUCGUCACUCAACUCACAUGUUCCAGCCAAAGCCCCCGAGGUGCCGCAGAUGUCCGCCUUGGACUUGCAGUGGUCGGACUACUUUCGCAGCCACGAUGAACGCGUGUUGAAGGUGAGCAGCGUGCUCAUGACACAGACCACCGUGGAUGCCUUCGAAAAGCGCUACAAGGGCUGCCUCGCCGACAGUCCGUUGGGGUAUCGCGCGGGCUCGUCCAGCUCCAGCUUGUUGACGCAGGUGGUGCACGGCAAUGUCAACGGUUUGCGCAACAUGAAGAACGGGCUGGGCCUGAGCGGGCUGGUAGAUGCAGACGAAAGCGAGGCGAUCUUACUCAAUAACGCGGAGGAGGCUCCCACCAGCUCCACGUCAGACGACUCACACAAGAGUGCCAGCUCCCGUUUCAAGAAGAUGUUCCUGGCUUCCCACACCGCUGCAACCCCUUCGGUCCAGCAGGGCACGCUGGAACCUCGCCAGAGACGGAUGCUUUUGAUAACCACAUUGGGCAGAGCCUUGCUCUUGAGCACCAAGUACGAUGCCCACCACGAUUCCCGCCACGAGUUGCGAACCGAGCUCAGCUUGGUGCACCCUUCGAUCAGGUUCAAGGAAGUGGUGGCAGACAGAAAGCCCUCCAAGGCGCAGAACAUCGGCAUUUUCGGUAUCGAGUGCUACAAGACCUGUUUCAUGUUUGAGGUAGAUAAGUUAGACGUGUCCUCCUGUACGACCAGCUUGGCCAAGCUGCGAACCAUGGAAAACGAACGCCAGGUUAGGAUCGCCAUUUCCGACGACAAUCCUGGCGGCGCAGGUACCGCUACAGGCCACCAGGCCGCUAUGGCUGCAGCCCACAGGGCCGUGUCUCCCGACAUGUUGUCCCUGGAAGACAAACCACAAGGGCUACUUGAACCGAUUAACAUCACCCGUGAGACUAACACCCGGAAGUAUACUAAGUCGCAUGCGCGGGUCCCUAGCGGGUCGGGGGACCUGCCACAGCAAGGCACGCUGGAGCGGAUGACCUCUCAGCGAAUGCGCAGCCACCAAUCCAAGCAUUCCGGCACGAAAGUGGAUCUCACCUCCGGCCAGUUGGUGAACGGCCUUCCAGCGUUUUCCUCCUCUCCCCUGACGUCUGGGAAGGCAAACUAUGGUUUGCAGGCCGCGGAGUUGGCAUCUUCGUCUCUGCCGCAUUUCCACGAGGCGAAAAGAUCAAGUUUCACCAAAGACAGCAUCGGAACCGUGCUUUCAGGCAUGAACUCCAGAUUCCGAAAAAGGUAAGUCUAGCUCACGUAUAGAAUUAUAAAAUAUACUGGCAUACCAUGCAUUUUAAAAUAUUUUCCGCAGACCAUUGAUGGUGGCAACUUCCGAGAGCGUAGCGCUAGCUUCCACCCUUUCAGACCCACUGAUAACUAAGAGCUUGCUUGUAGAUUCGUGUCGCCAACGAGAGGCACUAAAUUGGAUGGUCCUAAGCUAAAAUUCCUUGGUAGCUAUGGAAUAGUCCUAGUUAAAGGGCUUGUUUAUAUAAAGCAUGGGUCGCAUGAGCUUUACCCAAUUCAGAUAUAUCUUCCCAUAGAGCACCCAGAUCUCCCCUAAGGAUAUAGUCGCCGCAUUAGUUAACGUGAGCGGUGUAUACAGUGAAAGAGGUGCAUGUUUACGUAGAGGGUACUUUCGGAUCCGGGUUCCUAUGCUCUCUUAUAUC